UGCCAAAGCCAAAACAGAAAUGAAACAGAAAUCGCCUCUUGUUUUCUCCUUCUCUUCUCUCUCUAGAAAAUUCUCUCUCUUUCUCAUUUUACUCAUCCUUUUGCUCUUUAACGCCUUUUAAGCUAUCUGUUCCUUAAUGGCAUUUCAUUUCUCUUGCUUUCCUUCAGGCUAAGCUUGAUAAUUCCUGAAUUAGAAAUAAUACCAUAAAUGUUAACACCAUAGAGGUCAAGGGUAGGCUUAUUAUCUGCUAUAAUAAACAUCAGAAACUGUUGUUCCUGCUGGUUUUAUUUUGUUUUCUAAUCUUUAUCAAAGAGAUACGAGGUGGGCAACCUGAAAUUUCUUGCAAGAAUAUGGGUUACCUCAAUUCAGUCCUGUCAUCUUCAAACCAGGUUUAUGCUGAUGAUGCGCCUGUGAGCGGUGGUGGUCUCAGUCAGAAUGGAAAAUUCAGCUAUGGAUACGCAAGCUCUCCAGGGAAAAGAUCUUCCAUGGAAGAUUUUUAUGAGACGAGAAUUGAUGGUGUUGACGGGGAGAUAGUUGGCCUGUUUGGAGUUUUUGAUGGUCAUGGAGGUGCACGUGCUGCUGAAUAUGUGAAACAAAACCUCUUCAGUAAUCUGAUCAGCCAUCCAAAGUUCAUUUCUGAUACAAAAUCAGCUAUAGCUGAUGCAUACAAUCACACAGACUCAGAAUUUCUGAAAUCAGAAAAUAAUCAGAACAGAGAUGCUGGAUCAACUGCUUCCACAGCCAUUCUUGUUGGUGAUCGUUUACUUGUUGCCAAUGUUGGAGACUCUAGAGCUGUCAUAUGCCGAGGUGGUAAUGCUAUUGCUGUUUCGAGAGAUCACAAGCCUGACCAAACUGACGAGCGGCAACGGAUUGAGGAUGCUGGAGGGUUUGUGAUGUGGGCAGGGACUUGGAGAGUUGGUGGAGUUCUUGCUGUCUCCCGAGCAUUUGGUGAUAGGCUGUUGAAGCAGUAUGUUGUUGCUGAUCCAGAAAUUCAGGAGGAAAAGAUUGAUAGCUCGCUUGAGUUUCUUAUCCUUGCAAGUGAUGGAUUAUGGGAUGUUGUCACCAAUGAGGAAGCUGUUGACAUGACCAAGCCAAUCGAUGACCCAGAGCAGGCAGCAAAGAGGUUGUUGCAGGAGGCAUACCAGAGAGGCAGUGCAGACAAUAUUACCUGUGUUGUUGUCCGCUUCUUGGCCAAUCAAGGUGCUACUUCUUGUGGUGCUGUCGGUGUUACUUCUGUGUGAGCAUGCUGUACUGUUGCUGUGCAAAGGGUUUAGUUUUGCAGCUAAUGGGAGAUAUUGGGGUAGAAUUCUGACGGGUAUAGCUAGUCAGGGAAACACAACAGUGGCAUCCUGCUCUGCUAGGAUAGAAAAGAUGGACAAACACAAUGGGCUGCUAAUGCGUAGUAUUACAUUACACAUUUCAGCCUCUAGGAGUAGAACCGUAUCCGAAUCUUAGCUUUCAGUCUUUUGGAAAAUUUGGUCUUGUUAAUCUGUAAAGAGUCUGAAGACUUACCUCUGUGUUGUAAAUGUGCUUCAAACUUCCUUUUGUUGCUUUUGUUCAAUACUUUUGUAUUUACGGCUUCCGUUCAAUUGUAGCUGGUAAUCCUUCCCUUCAA
Hevea brasiliensis (rubber tree) is the source of this 1615-nucleotide messenger RNA. RefSeq names its product probable protein phosphatase 2C 59. Bases 351 to 1241 code for a protein of 296 amino acids. Lineage: Eukaryota; Viridiplantae; Streptophyta; Magnoliopsida; Malpighiales; Euphorbiaceae. The record is from RefSeq and is a predicted model, not a curated record. The transcript has 9 exons. Gene Ontology annotation, cellular component: nucleus; cytosol. Gene Ontology annotation, biological process: protein dephosphorylation. Gene Ontology annotation, molecular function: cation binding; protein serine/threonine phosphatase activity.